AAAAUGUGUUGCAUUUUGCAAUGUACUCAGUGAAGCAUCAUUGGUUAAAUUUUCAAAUGUUGAUAUGCAAGUUACAAUGUGACAUUUUUCUUUGGAAUGAAAUCAGAUCACCAACUGUUUAUUCAUCUGCCAUGCUUUUAAUUGUUUGAUAAACGAAACGAUGUAUUUUAAAAAUUACUUUUACUUCCUCUUAUUUUUGUUAUUUUGGAAGCGAUUUGUAGGAUGCUUUUCUCCUGGCUUUAGCUCUUAAUCUUCAAUAAUUAUUAUUAUCAACUUGGCAAACAUGAGGUAUUUGGAAUCGG
This is a messenger RNA of Paramecium sonneborni, 302 nucleotides long. NCBI's taxonomy places the organism in Eukaryota, Ciliophora, Oligohymenophorea, Peniculida, Parameciidae. The record is from the annotation of a GenBank genome assembly.